AUGGGACAUAUGGACAAUGGCAGCCAUCUCGAGAACCCCAGAGCGUCGCCACUGAACCUCAAACCGCCGCCGCCAGACGCCAGUGCUUCAUCGCCCCUCACAGACUGCACGUCACCAGAGCCCGCGACUCAUAUUGAGCAUCUCCACAUUUCCACCGAGAGCACCGAGAUCACGGGCGGAAACACACCUCCUAAUCCUAUCAGACUUGGAAGGCAGCAACGCUUACCCCAUUGUCAGAACUCAGAAUCCUACCGAGGGCCUGUGGGUUCGGACGUCCUGAUAACUGGAGAUUGGGGGAGAACUGGAGAAUGGAAGAAGGCUGUGCAGCGCAGUGUAAUGGAGCUUGAUGGAGUCGCUCCGAUGGGCGACAAGGCGAUGGCUUCCGUAUUGGAGCGACCCCCGAGUCCCGUCAUCCAAUGGGCCAUCCACGACCAGAAUGGCAUGAAACAUUGCCAGGCUCGCCAACCCAUGCAGCCAUCCCCGGAAGCCCAAGCUUUCGUCUACUGCACUGCACACAUAGCGUACGAUUCGACCACCCAAAAGCUCCAGUCCGUCUCCUGUGAUCUAGUGUAUCCUCCCAUGAGUCCCAUGGCACCUGUCUUGAUUCAGUACCCGGACACCCGCGGGGGGAGCCUGGCACACCCAUUCACUCAACUGGCAACAAAAUGGAGCUUGGCUAUGCCUUACCCCUUAAAGGCUGCAACUGCCGAAGCCUCGCAAUUGGCGUUUAGGCGCAUGACUUCCCUACAACUCAACGAAGGGGACCACGACGUUCAGACGGCAUGA
Messenger RNA from Colletotrichum lupini, 786 nucleotides. RefSeq lists its product as uncharacterized. The record is from RefSeq and is a predicted model, not a curated record. Bases 1 to 786 code for a protein of 261 amino acids. NCBI's taxonomy places the organism in Eukaryota, Fungi, Ascomycota, Sordariomycetes, Glomerellales, Glomerellaceae. The transcript is spliced from 3 exons.